AUGGAUUGGUUGCAUUGUAAUUUAUGUUUUUGCCAACCUGGUAAUGGAAUAGGAUAUAAUUUGACUAAUUGUGGUCAUAUUUAUUGUGAAAAAUGUGUCAAAGAAGGAUGUGAAAAUAGAUGUAAAAUGUGUGGUGCGGUAUGUACUGCCAUGAAAUUAACCAGCAAGUUGAAACCUGAAGUUGAAUGUUUCUUUAUGGAUCCUAUCGACUUAGCUAAGAAACACAACAAACAGCUGAUGCAGGUGAUGGAUUUCCAAAGAAGUCACAGGAAGAGGCUUUCAUCUUAUAUACGAGAAAAAGUAAUACAUUUAAUUUUCUAA
Messenger RNA from Lottia gigantea (owl limpet), 321 nucleotides. RefSeq lists its product as hypothetical. The transcript is spliced from 4 exons. The record is from RefSeq and is a predicted model, not a curated record. Gene Ontology annotation, molecular function: SUMO transferase activity. Gene Ontology annotation, cellular component: synaptonemal complex. Bases 1 to 321 code for a protein of 106 amino acids. Lineage: Eukaryota; Metazoa; Mollusca; Gastropoda; Lottiidae. Gene Ontology annotation, biological process: homologous chromosome pairing at meiosis; reciprocal meiotic recombination; protein sumoylation.